AACAUACGUUCUGUUCAUUAUUUGUUGUCAAACCUUUUUUUUAUCGUUCUAUUGAGUAAUCUACAAUUUGCUAAUAAUAUUGGAGGUACACAUAAAUAAAGUGGUUAAAAUGUAACAGAAAAUGUCGUGAUACGAAAAUAAACCAUUCUGUCGUCACAAAUCAACGUACAGUUUAUAAUUAACCAUCGUUUUGGGAUUGACACAGUUAGUUUUUGAAGAAACAACGUCUCGAAAAUGGCGUUUUCACUGAGAAAAAUGCUGUCCAAUAUUACGUACUUCAAAAAACCAGGCGAAGGCAGUAGUCCCGAUGGGGACCGUCCAGCGGGGGCUAAUCAACCUUCCACGUACGUAUCAUCAUAUGAAACCGAUAAUUUAUCAUUUGAUCGACUUGAACCCGAUUCCACGUCAAAACAUUUCACUAACAGCUUAAAAUUGUCCAAUUCUAUCGAAAAUUACGCAUCCAAAAAGGGAUCUCUAUCUGACACUGAUGUUUUAGUAAGUAUUGGGGCCCCAAAAAAGGACAGGAGGAAAGGGAAAAAAUUGAAGUUGGACAUAAAAAAAGCCAGUCAAUCGAUGACGGAAAUAACAUCUGAUGACUCCAAUAAUGUCGAAAAUACUCCAAAACACAUUCUGCUGGAUUGUAAGAGCGCCGAUUUGUUCAGUCAACGCUUCAAAAGUUUAGAUUUUAACAAGUCAUUCGAGAUAUUCGAUGACGAUUUGUCAGAUGAAUCCAGUUACGAGGACAAUUUCGAAAUAUUAACGACCUCUGAACACUCUAAUUCUGAUAUAUCAAUCUUGUCUGAAAGCGACGUAGAAUCGAUAAAGAUGUGUCGGAAAGUUGAACCUAGUGCAGACAACGAAAAUAUAUUGGUUCCAUCGACAACGCCAGAGUCGUUUGCAGACGUCGAGUUGGAUAGGAAUGAGGACAAACGAACCUCAUUGUUACUAAACUAUCAGAUGAAACUCGAAAGGCUGGAUUGUUUGUUGAAAAAGUUGCUAACAGAAUUUCAAUUUCACAUCGAAGUCUCCAAGGUGUUCAACUAUAGAUCUGUUCUCACACCGCUCCCUGAUACAGAUGUUAGUAGGUUGCCCAAAAUGCUUGGUGAAGUCACAUACAAUCUGAGCCAUGAUACCAGUCCUUCUGGCUCUUGGAACAUCGUAAUGGAGAAAGAAGACUCUAUAACAAAAUUCAAAGUGAAAACGCAGCUGCUGUCAAUUAAGCAUAAUAUAGAUGAAUUUGUCAACACAUAUUUGCAGAACAGAGAAGUGGAGAAGAAGCUUUUGGCCCACGAACGCAGGAGUUUGACAUUUGAUCUUCAAAAAGAGAAGAAAGAACCACAGAAACGUCUUCGUAUCAACGACAAGAAGAAGUACAAGCAUUUUGACUUCCCAGACUUGAGAGAAGCAAUGCUCCACUUAUUUGGCUCUGAAGAGAAAGAUGACUCCAUGUCCAGUAUAUCUGGUAACAAUAUAACCCAAUUGCUAAGUGAUUAUGAUGAAGCAGACAUGUCUAAAUGUAUCUGCCGUUGUCGCUACCACAGAUCUCCAUCUACGCAGAGUGACUCCGGUGUCACCACGAAGAAUGAUAGAUCACUAUCGAGCCAGUCAAUAAGUUCAUCUAUCGGCAACUUUAGUUUGGACUCGUCUACUUUAACAGCUUAUUCCGAAUCUCUAGACCAGAUCAUUAGCUACAACAGCUUCCAAGACACCAGUCUGUACAGUACGUUCCUGCAGAAAGCAGCAAUUGAGCGUAUCACCUUCUACGUACAAGUGCACAGUAUCCAACUGAAAUGUGAACCUGCAGAAGAUGAAUUUGAGUCCAAAAACACCAUAAGCUUCUACUGUCCAGCUUGUAAGUCUGUGGAAAACGAUGAGAACGGUCUACUCAAACAUAUUUUAAGCCAAAUACACUGUGAAAAAAUACAUUUCUUAUACAAAACUGCAUACAUCAAGAAGUGCGUAUCGACUGGAAAGGAAAUUCAACCCAGUACGGUGUUAAAUCCCAUGGUUAUGUACCGAGAUGAUAAUAAGAUAGUCUGUUUCGGAGAUGCAAUGUACGCUUGCUCACUGUGCUUUGAGAAUUUGAUCAUUGGAGAAUCAGUUUUAAUGGCUCAUUGUGCAGAGUCUGCCCACGUGGAACGGAGGGAGAAGCUGUCAGAGAUUUUAGAUUAAGCGCGUUCAUAUUCAGAGUAUUGUAAUGUUGCAAUUAUCUGUCAAUUUUGUCAAUUAUCUGUCAAAAACAAUUGAUAAAUUCUUUUUAUUUACAUACAUAUAUACAUACAUACAUAUCUGUCACGCCUGUCUCCCAUUAGGGUAGGCAGAAACAAUGGAACGCCAAAUGCUUCGAUUCAAACAGACCUUCUUUUUAUUUAUGAUUGAUUAUUAAAUAAGUGCUUUACUACCAAAACAAAACGUUAAUCACAGAAUGUGUUGCAUGUAAAUCCACUGUGAAAACUUUGCACCUACUUCACAUUUUGGUUUGAACUAUUUCAAAUACUUUUUCGCAAUGAAAAUCCAAAUUUUCCUUUGUGACUGCUUAAUAAGUAUGUUAUUGUGUAUAGUUAGUUGGCGGAGCACUUCUUCUUCUUCUUCUUUCUAAAAAUAUGGCUUCCACCGUAGAGAGCACUUUUUAAACAAUCAACCAGAAACAUUGACUAUUCAAUUGUUUUUGAGUAUUAACAGACAAUUGCGACGUUUCCAUACUUGUUCGUGUUAGUUAUGAACACUCAUAAGUGCAUGUCGCAUGUGUUUGUCUUUAUGUCCCUUAUCAUUUGUAUUUAACUACUUGCUUAAUUUUUUUUUUAUUUAUAUUUCAUUAACCUCGAUCUACGGUAUGAAUUCGGUUUUAUAAUUAUGCUAUUUUUAAUGUUAAUUCAUAACUUUAUAAAUACGUCUUCCAUUUUGAUUUAGCAUUCCAUUUUUACACAAAUGAUACGGGGCAAAGUGAAAUGUUUAAUUUGUAAUAACUAUUUGUAUUAAUUAUUGUAUAUUAAUCAACUUAUUUAGUGUGAUAGUUAUAGUAUACCAGUUAUUGACACAUAGCUUUUUUACACACAAGAAAUAAGUUUUAGAAUACCAAAUCAAAGAAUUCCAUUUUAUUUUCUACUAUUUUUUUUCGUGGUUGUGAUUAGUCUCAUCAUAAAUUAAAUUUAUUUUUCAAUUCUUUUUACAACCAUAAUGUUUUGAUAUAUUUAAUUAAUAAACAAAUUGGUACUAUUACAUUUUAGCAAUAUACUUACAUUUGUUUGAUAGAAUUUAUUGUUGUAUCUUGACUACUUUCUGUUAUUUAUUUGCAAAUUCUUGUUAAAUCGAAUAUUUUUCUUGAUACUGAAAUUAAAAUGUACAGGAUCUCAUUUACAAACAUAUUCAUGAAGUGUCCUUUUUUGUUUGAAAAAAAUAGCGACCAAAUUCGAUUGUGAUUUUUAGCUGUAAAAAAUUGUGUUACGUCACUUAGGUAAGCGUGCUUGAAAAUUAAUAAUUUAAAAAAUAAGUAUUUUAAAAUUAAUUAUUUUUUGAAUUGAAAUAAUUGAAUCAGUAGAUAUAAAUAAAAAAAAUCAUAAGUUUUUUUUUUUGUGUAAUAUGGAGAUGCUAUUUUUAGAGAGAUAAUUUUUCAAGCACGCUUCCUUAAUUUGUGUUCAGACUUUAACGUCACUGCCAUAGUUAGAGUACCGUCUAAUCCCCUUAUUUAUAAAAACGUAAACCUCUCAUUUAUAUUAUUUUAACUAUUGUAAUAUUUUACCUCCUUUUUUUUACAUUAGUUUCUCAAUUUGUUAGACAGUGACAAAACAUUGUAGUAAUUAAAAAUCAUUUGUAAGACGUUUUAGUUUUUAUGAGUAAAGGGGUAAAAUAUUGUGUUCAUACAAUAGAGUCCAUUGUUAGCCGUUUUAGACAAUACUAGGUCGAAACUUACCUUUUUGUCGAGUUCGCUUUCGCAGUCAUAAUAUUGAAGUUUCUAUGAAACUCGUGCUUUAUAAAGUUAAUGUGUGAAUUCCCCUUAAAUAAGAGAAAAAUCAACUUAGUACCAUUAAAAACAAAGCAGGGUUUUCCAAAUUAUCAUUAUCCAUUUUGUUGAUUGAAAAAAUAGAACAUUAAUUUUGUAUUUUCUUUUAGUCCAAAGGCUGGUCCCUAAUGGCAUUUUUACUUAAGUUAUUGGCCAACAAAUUGAUUUCUUAGACAAAAUUCUAUUAAAAAACAGUAAAGAAUAUUCUGACGCCCAAGGCUAGAUAUUAUGGGAAUCUUAAUUUUUUUUUCUAAAAUUGUUAUUUUGUCAUAAAGAGCUGGACUCUAUCAUAUCAGCUGUUAUCUGUCCACUGCUUGUUCAGCCUCGCCUUAUUGGGGGGGUUUUGUCAGUAGUUGCCACGCUUGGCAGGCAUAUUGGCAACCGCAAUUAGGCUUUGGUGAUGUUUAAAAAGGGAUGUUACUGCCCAUCUCUUGAUCAUUAAGUUUCCUCGAUUACCAAUUAAUUUAAGAUAGACAUUAUUUGAUUUCUUCCAAAAAAUUAGAUUAGUAAACUUAUUAUAGAUACAAACAAUUGCAAGAAAUGAUCGCACUAAGAAAUCAAUGUGUGUGACCAUGUAAUAUUGUCCAAUGGUAAGGCAGUUUCGGUGAUGGAAAAUACAGUUUAUAUCCAAAUUAUUUCGAAUGGCGUCAAUAGUCUCGCCGUUUGCUAUGCUGGAUUUAAACGUAUAAAAUUACAUACUUUACAGCAAUCAUGGUCAGCAAAUGCCUCUCUCUGCCAUAACAAGGAUUGCAGUCAUGAACACAUAGUUAAGCUAACACAUUAACAAAACAAAGCGCUCCAUAUUUCUGUGAUACGGGUAAAAAUCUAUUUUAUAUUUAAAACAGUUUUUCACUAAUAAAAAUAAACGAUCUCGUGCCUUUCUAAACUUACCGAGAGAGCGAACUCGACCGUUUUGAAAACAGGGUGUUUUACAUUGUAUCCAGUUUUAAAUGUAUUUAGCUCGAAUAAGCUUAGCUUACACUGCGAUAUUUGAUAAGAUAUAAGCUCAUAAUAAUGCAUUUCUCAUCUUAAAGCAACAUACUCGUAUUUUACUUCCUUCUAUAACUCACUCGUAUUUAUUCAAAUUUAUUUUUUGUAAUAUUUAUUGGUCUUUGUUUUAAUCAAGUAUUUAUCUCGUAUUUUACGUUAAACUAAGACUGUCAUUUUCCUGAUCCUUUCAGCGUCUAAUUGUUCCAACAACACUUUAUUUUGUGAUUAUUUAUUGAAUCUAUUUUUCAGUAUUUUUUUAAUAAUUAUUAUGCAGAUUAGAUAGCAGACAACUAUAAUAUACAUCUAAUCGGUAACUAAACAUAUCCAGGAAUGCGCUAGAUUUCAAGUAACAAGAUAAGUUGCUGAACUAGAAAUAAUAUACUCGUAUAGUUUCAACUCUUAUCUUUUCCUGUGUCAGUUUUUAUCCUCGUUUAUUUGGAAUCGUAAUUUAAUAUUUUUAAUUUAAUAUCAACAGCUCAUAAAUCACAAUAAUAUCUCGUUCAAAUAUUAUGUAAAGUCGAAAGGAAAUUUUUCAAUCAACGUCAAAAAAGAAGAUUCUGAAUUCGGUUCUUAGAUGUAUUUAUUUUUAAAUUUGUUACCUCAUAACUCCGUCAGUUGUAAACCGAUUUGUAAAAUUCUUUUUUAUCUGAAAGAUUACUUUCAGAUUGGUACCAUAGAAACUUUAUCCAAAUCGCUUUAGUAGUUUAGUUUUUAAAUGAAAUUAACACAGUUGAAGUCGGUGCAUUCUUUUGUAAAACAAAAUCUACCUAUAGUUCAUUGUCUCAUAUUCAUAAUGCAAUUACUAGGUAUAAUAAGUAGCAGCAGGUGGAAAGUAAACGUAAUAUUGUUGAAUUAAUUUCUAAAAGUUUUCCCAUUUCAGUUUGAAAUAAUAAAAUUAUUCUACAAUCAAUAUUAUUUUGAUCUUCAUUCUAAACUUCUAAUAUAGUUAUAUUUUUAUAAUCAAAAGUUAUAUUUUUAUUUUUUUUCUAAUAUUCUAUUUAAUAUUUUAUUAUUUUCUUUGCUUUCUUCUUUAGGUUAAUUUAGUCAUAUUAAUAAAUAAUAUAUUAAAUAUAUACAUCUUGUAAUUUAAACAUAUGAAGUAAUAUAUAGGUAUAUGAAGUAGCAAAUAGUGAGAGGCAACUUUUAAUAUAAUUUAUAAAUACUUGACUAAAAUAAUAGACUUCUAAAUGUUUUAGACCACGAUCUGAAUAAAUAGCUUAGAUUGUAUCGUAGCGUCUUAGACUAUCUCUGUUUUCUAACUUUUUUUUCUGUUUAUUACUUGACUACUUAAUUAUGACUGAAUCUGUAUUAUUUGUAAAACUUUGUUCAUUUUUUUAUAUAUUUAAAUAUAAUGGAUUAAUGGGAAUUUAACGCAUACCACAUUUAGAGCUAAGCCAUGCAAAAUUAAUUCCUUUUAGUUUAGCUUAGCGCAUACCCAAUUAUGAGAGAUAAGUAAAACUAUGUAAUCUAUUUGGGUUUACACUGAAAAUUACAGAUAAAUGAAGUAUAUAAUAAUGAGAAUAUUACUAGUAAACUAUAACUAUUCGUAUGAGAGUCCUGCCUUUUGAUGACAAGAUUUUUUAGGCCUAGUUACAAGUGUAGGUCUUCUUUCAUUUCAUCGCAAAGAGCGGCUAAUAACAUAGCUGAAAUUAUAAGUUUAUGUAACUCCCAUAGUUUAGUUAGUUGUAUUAGUUUAGCUCUGUAGUUUGACCGCAAACUACACUGGUAAGCUAAAGCAUGGACACUGCACCUCCCCAUUCUCUCCUAUUCUUGUAUUUUUUUCCACAUAACUGUACUUACAUGGCAAUGUUACGGUGUGAAGGGCGUGAUAUGGCAGUGAAAUUAUGUAUCGGAUAUGGGAAUGUAAUAAAUCAGUUCUCGGGAAUGUCAUGGGCGUCACGAAUCAGGAAGCCCAUCUGCUUGUUUGCAAUACUAAAUAUAAAAAAAAGCACUAAGUUGGGUUCUCUUGAGCUCUUAGUUAAUUUGUCUUACGCUUUAAUGUCGGAAACAAUAAACAGUGAAUGCGUUAAGUUUCCUUUAAUCAAUUAUGUUUAAGUCCACAUUAAUUUGUAACUAUUUGUAAAUAUAAAUACAGUGAUCUCACAUCUGCAAUAAUUCAAAAGACUGAUUUGAUGCCACACAAAAAAGCCAUCGGAACUGCCUAUAUUAAGUAUUCUAAGUAAUUAUAGUCGAUAAUUGUUUUUUACUUUAUAGAUGUCAAAAUUGAAUGGCGGAUUGAGAAACAAAAAUAUAUUUAAUUGUCGUAAAAAUAGAAUAAGAAUAACUAAAUCAAUAGAGAUUGCCAAGUUACACAUAGAUAUAUAAAUAAAAGAAUUUUGGUAAUAAAAUUGUAAACAAAAUUAUAUUAUUGUUUCUUGAAGCGCCGCAAACCAUGUUGACCGCAAGUGGAACUCAUUGAGAAAACUUUGACAGAAGAAAAAAUAAUAAAAAAAGCUAUCAAUUAUUCUGUACAUGAUCUCUUUCUUAUUUUGCGGUCAACAGCACUGUUAUACAAUUCAUGGGCAAUAGAUGAUGUUAUUUAGACAAAAUUUAUAGGACACAUGACUAAUGUUUUUAAUAUAAUUAUAGUCAUUCCAUGUCAAGGGUAUUAUGAAAUAAAAAAAAAAUUAUAAAAAAAAAUCUUAGCUUACUAUUAUAAUAAGGCAUGUAUCUCUCAAAGAUUUCAAUGGCUUGAUAUUAAUUUUAUGAUACUUAAAACCGUUUAUUUUUAUAAGUAAACACUUAGCCCCCCCCCCCCCCUCCAUUUUGAGCCAUUGAUUAUCUUUAUUAUGAUAUAAGACAUAAGUGUAAGAAAUGAUUUUUAAUAAGAAUAGAAACACAUAAAAAAAAAAAAACUUAAAAACAUAUAGCAACAGGUAUGAAUUAAAAUACUUUGAUCACUCUUAUGUUUGGUAAUAAUAAGGGUUAAUAUUGCAAAAUAACAAAUGCUAAGUCAAUUUAGUAGCCGUUAUCAUUAAAGUUGAAAUAAAAUUAAUGACAGAUAAUGGAAAUGUUAAAACGCAUUCAUAGUAUCAGCACUUUAUUGAAAGAAACCUCACAUUUAUUAAAGUAGAUAUCAUUUUAGCAGUAUUGUAUUUGAACUAAAAAUAAAUUGACAUAUUACGAAACAUACCAUAGGGUUACAAAAUUAUUAUAUUACACAAAAAUGUAUUUUACACUCAUAUAUUGUAAUUUUACACAUAAAAAAGCAAUGGUUUUUACACAUAGGAAAUACUUAUGUUACACAAAAAUAAACAAUAAAUUAGAAUUUUUACACAUAAAAAAUAAACAUGUUAAGUGAAAAUGUAAUUUACACACAAAAAAUGGUACUUAAUGCUUCUGUGAUUUUUAAUAUUGAUACGAUUCAGAAUUGUUGUUAAAAUAGUUUUUAGCUAAAACACCGCGUGAUGGCUUUGAAAAAUACUUUUGGCCUUAUUUCGAAAAUCAGCGUACCAUUCGUUAUCUGGCCACUGUCAGGAACUGAAUAUAGGUCUCUCCCUUAGACUGCCAUAAGCAACGUACCCGAGCUGUUUCACUCGUAACUCCAUCGUGAGAUCGUCACGCCAUCUAGUGGGGAUUAACGACCCCCACUAGAUGGCGUGACGAUUAAAAAUGUACCUAUAACAUUGCAAAUAUCUUUAUCUAAACCAACAUUGAAAAAAGAAAAACAUUUUUUUUUAUUAGUAAUCAAACUCGAUGUAAAAAAAUUCUUUCGCCUAUAAAAAAAAAAACUACGUUAGCGAGUAUCAAGGGGCAUAUUUCAUUAAAAAAAAAAUAUAGAAAUCCCCGCACUAUCUACCCGUGCGGACGUUAAUGUAUUACAGUUUAACGUAAAAAAAGGCAUUAUUUAUACAUAUAAGACAUAGGCCUCUCCUGUAAGGAGGGUUUUGCCAGUAGUCGCCACCCUUGGCAAGUGCAUUGGUAACCAUAGUUAGGUUUUGGUAAUGUUUUGAGAGGGACGCUGCUGUCCAUCCCGCGUCUCACUUAGUCGCCUCUUAUCCACGAGAAAGAAAGGGCCUAUUCUAUGCCGGGACCACACGGCUUGUCAAAUGUGCUAAUGCCAUAUUUUAAGCGGUAUAAUUUUUUUUAUGGCUGACUAUAGAGUGAUAACUCCGCCCGUGCUAUCGGUAUACACCGGCGAGGCACCAGUGGAAGAUGAUAGGUGAGGAUGAAGCAGGUCAGUUAGCCCAUCGUGACGAAUUCAACAAGAAUUAUUCACGAUGGGUUCCAGGGGGAACCACGUGGAGUUCGACUUAAUAGGGCAUAUUGCUAGCAAUGAGGCUGUCAAACUCAAUUGCUAACAAUCCCUUUCCCGCCUAAGUCGGUACGUUAUCAUUCGUUACUAGGUGUACAUAAACUCGUAAGAGUGUUACCAUGCCAAGUUUUAUACCAAGGCCAAUCGAUACCACGGGUGGUACUGCAUUGCGUAACGAUUCACAGGGUCCGAUUUAGGGGCGAGUCGGGCGAUUGCCCACAACGGCAAAAUUGAUGUUGAAAAUGGCUGACGAAAAAUGUGUUAAACACUCCGUCUACUUUUUAAGUGCCUUUUAAAAGAAUAUUCUCGAUCAUUUGAGAUUUAUUUGUAAUGCCCACAGCCACCUUUUAUCAUCGCACCGCUUCCCAUCGACAGGCAUUUCAUCUUUGUAAGCUUGAACCUAAAUGGUUGCGUACAGUGCGGUUUCAGAGGAAUUUCCUCCUACGAGCCCUCAGGUUAUAGAAUAAGUCCUCUGCCGAGGUUUUCCUCGCGACCUACAUAAUAAUAGCAUUUUUCAAAAUGGGUGUAUUAAGAUUUCUUCAUGGCCUUAAAUACGCGCGUGAUACCUCUAGUGUCGUAGUUUUGCACUUCUUUGGUAGCUCCUUAGAUCUCUGUGUCCCCAAUCGGUCUCUAGAAGAUUGAAGACUCUUUUUUCGCGUAGCGAAAUCAACCUUUCUUCUUAACCAACUUAAAAAAAGGUUCUCAAUCCGGCUAUACUUUUCUUACAUUUAUCACCUCAUAAUUCCGUCAGUUGUAAACCGAUUUGGUAAAUUCAUUUUUUUUCCCGAAAGGAUAUACUUACAGAUUGAUACCUUAGACGUUUUAUCAAAAUCACACCAUUAGUUUAAUUUUUAUCUCGAAAUAACUGGUCUUGUCACAAUCGAAUAUAGUUGUUUGUAGUUAUGACUGCAUGCAAAAUUUAACGCUUAAUUUUUUGCCCGGGAAGGCAACAUACCUAAAUCGGGCCCUGGCCACUCGUGGCACAUAACAGCAGUGAUAUGCAGUCUCUAUGCAGAUAUACAGUCUCACAUGUCAACCACUCGAGAUUGACACGUUAUAAACAAUAAUAUUGUUAUAGAUUUGCCCACUUGAACUGUUCGAAUGGAAUCUUCGAGCAAAUAAGGCUCUCAAAGAUUAAUAACUCUAUCAGUGUUAUGGCAAUGGGUUCGAGAAAUCUUGAAAGAUAAAACGUUAUUUUUAAAGUCGAUUGCACGAGGUUUUAUUUUUCGUCAUCGUUUUAACAUCCAUUAACUUGUCCACUGUUGAGUAAAGGGUUUUUUUUUCCAAAAAAGAGGGGUUUCCAAGUAGCUACCACGCUUGGCAGGUGUAUCGAGAACCGUCAAACUUGAUCGCCUCAGGGGGGAAAGGGAUUGUUAGUAAUGGAGACUGAGAAUCCCAUUGCUAGCAAUAUGACCCAAUCAGAUCCGCCUCCACGCGGUUCCCCCUGGAAACUAUCAUGGUUAAUUCCUGAUGAAUUCAUCAUGAUGGGCCAACUGGCCUGUUUUCAUUCUCAUCGAUCACCCUUCACUGGUGCUCCGCCAGCGUAUCCCGUUAGCGCAGACGGGGUUACCAUACCAUUUUCACCCAUAAAAAAAAACUUGAUCGCCUCUUACGACACCUAAGGGAAAGAAAGGAGUGGCCUAUGUUAUUCUAUGUCUGGACCACACGGUGUAUCGAAAAUAAAAUAUUACGGAUAAAUAGUGCGGUAAAUUUAAUUUUUUUUUUCAAAUAAAAUUUGUCCAUAUUGCUCGCUGAUAUAAUGCUUUCUAUAGGUGAAUGAAUUUUUAAAACCGAUCGUUACUAGCAAGAAAUUAAAAUUUACCGUUUUAUACUUAGUUAUAGUCUAAUAUAGUACGUAUAUAUCAAAUUUCAUAGUGAUCGGUUAAAACGUUAAGGCCCUAUAAGGUAUUAAACCAGCCAGCUUACUUUAUUUUAAGAUUAGACUUUUUUUUAAUGUAACGUUUCUGAAAAGGAAAACCAAUGACUUUUAUUAUAUCAACCGUUACGUGUCCACUGCUGAACAUAGGCCUUCCCAUUUAUGUGGGGCAUUCUGCCAGUAAUUGCAAAUCUUGACAGGCAAGUCGGCAACCGCAAUUUAUCUUUGGUAAUGUUUUAAGAUGGACGCUGCUGCCCCUCCUUCAAGCGUUAAAUUCCCUUAGUCGCCUCUUACGACACCAAUGGGAUUAGCAGUGGCCCAUUUAUGCAGAGAUCACACGGCGAAAACCAAUUAUUGUAUCAAAUUAAUUUUACCAUGUACAUAAUAUUAUUUCCCGCCAUGUUUGAUAAAAGUUUAUAUAAUAUUUCCCGCCAUAUUUGAAAAAGUUUAAAUAAUAUUUCCCGCCAUGUUUGAUAUAAGUUUAAAUAAUGUUAUUUCGCGCCAUCUUUGAAAAAGUUUAACGCAAAAAGUAUUUUAAAAAGUUACCACGCUCAAGGCCGUUAAUUCUCUAUCUGUGAUCCAUAAAACGUGUUCAUAUCAUAAAAAAAAUAUAUAUCACAAUAUUAGUUAUUUUGAUAGUUAUUUACGUCUUCCUCACUUCUAAAAGAAGGGAGGGUCUCAAUUGGAUUGAAUUUUUUUUAUGUUUGUCAUCUUAUAACUCCCGUCAGUUGUAAACCGAUUUGGAAAAUUCUUUUUUUUUUAUCUGAAAGCAUAUACUUACAGAUACGUCGUAUAGAGAUUUUAUAAAAAAUUGCUUCUGUAUUUUAGUUUUUAAAUCAAUAUAAUUUAUUUUGUCACAUUUGAAAUUGUUUUUUUUUUGUUGAACAAUUAUUUAAAAUUUAAGUUUUUUAUUUGUUUUUAUUCGAGUAGAUUUACAUAAAUGUUUUUUAAAACAUUAUUUCUCAUCGUGAUUCUGCUGUAUUUUUGGUAUUCACAAAAAAAAAGAAAAAAGCCAACAGUUAAACUUUUUUUUUAAACAGUAGUAGUUUAAUUUAUCCCACUCAAGGAAAGGCAAAGGUACUAAGUCAUAUUUUUUUUUAAACAAUAUUGGAUUCAAAAACACUAUAUAACUAUUAUUGUGAUAUUUAAAUAUUGAUAAUUUUGUCUGUUAUAACGCAUCACCUAAAUUCAAACUGGUUUUUGACUAAUUAAAAUUGUGCAGUUUGGAA
Messenger RNA from Galleria mellonella (greater wax moth), 12350 nucleotides. RefSeq lists its product as uncharacterized. The transcript has 2 exons. The coding region runs from base 235 to 2172 and encodes 645 amino acids. The record is from RefSeq and is a predicted model, not a curated record. Lineage: Eukaryota; Metazoa; Arthropoda; Insecta; Lepidoptera; Pyralidae.